Staurois parvus is the source of this 380-nucleotide messenger RNA. The record is from the annotation of a GenBank genome assembly. NCBI's taxonomy places the organism in Eukaryota, Metazoa, Chordata, Amphibia, Anura, Ranidae.
UCCCUCGGACACAGCGGAUCACCGAUCCAUGGAAAGAGCGGAAGAUGUCGGCUCGGUCAUGUGAUCAGCUGUGUCCAAUCACAGCUGAUCACAUGGGACAUGUACACUGAUCAUCAGAGCACUGAUGAUCAGUGUGCCCUGAUGAUCAGUGUAGCCCCAGCAGUGCCACGUGUCAGUGCCACAUCAAUGCCCCAUAUUAGUGCACAUCAAUGCCACAUAUCAGUGCCCAUCUGAGCUACCUUUCAGUGCCACCUAUCAAUGCCAAUCAGUGCUACCAAUCAGUGCCGCCUAUCGGUGCCCGUCAGUGAUGCCUGUCAAUGCCCAUCAGUGCCACCUACCAGUGCCUCCUCAUCAGUGCAGCCUAUCAGUGCCCAUCACUG